This is a messenger RNA of Acanthoscelides obtectus, 595 nucleotides long. Lineage: Eukaryota; Metazoa; Arthropoda; Insecta; Coleoptera; Chrysomelidae. The record is from the annotation of a GenBank genome assembly.
CGCAAACUGUAUGGGUAAUGAUGAAUGUCCAUUGACAUUAGAUGAUGCUGGCGGCGUUUUAGGACAUGCAUACUUUCCUGACUCUAGCGGCACCUGUAGAGAAAUCCAUUUAGAUAUAAAUGAACGCUGGUAUUUUGGAAAUAAUCCUAAUAUACCCAAAAAUCAAACUAGUUUUCUUAUGGUGUUGGUUCAUGAAAUUGGACAUGCCCUCGGCAUAGCACAUAGUGCUUCUCCGAAUGCUAUUAUGUUUGCCUUCUAUCAGCAUGAGAUUCGUGGUCUAGAUGUUGAUGAUAUAAAUGCAGUACAAUAUCUAUAUGGAAGAAAAAACAAAUAUGAUUCAAUCCCAACGUCUACCACCGCAUCAGCAAUACCAAAAACAACAACAACUAUAAGAUCUACAACUCCAUCUUAUAUCCCGGAACGAAAACAACCUCAACCGAUCCCUCAAACCGAAAGGCAAUUAGAAUCCGGUGGUCGUGUUGAGCUCAUCCUGAUCAAUAAAUCUGGAUCUCCCACCUCCCUAACGUCAGGACAAUCGCGAGUGCCGAAACUAAAUCUCAAUAAUCCCAGCAAAAGUUAUAUUGACCUGAACUGA